Molecule: messenger RNA, 1212 nt
Organism: Trichomycterus rosablanca
Lineage: Eukaryota; Metazoa; Chordata; Actinopteri; Siluriformes; Trichomycteridae
Gene: cmbl
Product: carboxymethylenebutenolidase homolog (Pseudomonas)
Exons: 7
Coding region: 242-982 (246 amino acids)
Molecular function (GO): hydrolase activity
Source: RefSeq, a predicted model, not a curated record
UUUUCAGUUCUGCAGAUAAAUCAGUUUCUUCCUCUUCGACCAGCACAAGAGUUUUAUUUUAUUAUCCCCUAAAUCUCAGUAAAAAAAACUUUAAGUAUUCAGACCCUUCUUCAGUACAUGGUCGAAGCCCCUUUGGCUGAAAUUACAGCUGCAAGUAAUCUUGGAUGCGUCUCUACGAACCCGGAUUGGGGCAAUUUAUCCCAUUUGUCAUGGCACAUCCUCUGAAGCGCUGCAAAAUUGCAUGAUGGCAAACGAGGCGAGGCCGUGCCCGUGUGAUAUCGGGGACAGGACGGAGUACGGCAGUCUCGGAGACGAGCUUCAAAUCGAGCACAUUAAGGCUUACAUAGUGAAACCUAAAGAACCAACAGAUAAAGCUGUCAUUGUAAUUCAGGAUAUUUAUGGAUGGCAGCUUCCCAACACCAGAUACAUGGCUGAUAUGCUGGCCUCCAACGGAUAUACCGCUGUUUGUCCAGACUUCUUUGUUGGAAAGGAGCCGUGGAGUCCUUCCAGUGACUGGUCAACAUUUCAGCAGUGGCUGGAGGACAAAAAACCCACAAACAUUAACAAGGAGGUGGACGCGGUUUUGAAACACCUAAAGGAACAAUGUGGAGCCAAACGGAUCGGAGUGGUCGGGUUCUGUUGGGGCGGAGUGGCCACACACUACCUGGCACUGCAGUGUCCAGAAAUCAAGGCUGGAGUUUCAGUUUAUGGGAUUAUCCGAGAAAAAGAGGAUCGUUACGAGCUGAAAAGUCCCACUCUGUUCAUCUUCGCCGAGAAGGACGCCGUGAUUCCGCUCGAGCAGGUAACAUCGCUCGAGCUGAAACUGAAGGAGAAAUGCACCGUCGACUUCCAGGUGAAGAUCUUCCCUGAUCAGACUCACGGAUUCGUGCACCGCCAACGAGAGGAUGUUAACGAGACGGACAGACCGCACAUUCGGGAAGCUCGCAAUGACAUGAUUAACUGGUUAAAUAAGUAUGUCUAAAAUGAAGCAGGGACCAGUCGGUCAUGCAGAAUGUUUCAUAUCAGUGAGGCAUCGUUUGCAUUUUGAGAUACUGCAGAAUCAGAUGUCUGCCACAAGCCCGAUAUACGUAUACAUACAAUAUAUAUAUGUCAGUAUUCCCUCUUAUGAUUGACUUUAGGUAUUUCAGCCAAGUGAGGGUGUGCUAAAGGCCGUGUUAUAUUAAUUAUAUAAAAUAAAUAAUAUGCCUUCAA